Molecule: messenger RNA, 511 nt
Organism: Carya illinoinensis
Lineage: Eukaryota; Viridiplantae; Streptophyta; Magnoliopsida; Fagales; Juglandaceae
Exons: 2
Coding region: 23-400 (125 amino acids)
Source: RefSeq, a predicted model, not a curated record
AGGAACGAGGAGAGUUGUAACAAUGGUGGUUGUUCUGCUAUCGAUGCUUGCGCUAGUUUUAGCACAAAUUGAACCUGAUCCCUCAGCUUAUCCGGACGAGCCAGCACCCAUACUACUCCCUCCUAUGACUCCCUCCUAUGGUCCUGACUCUGAUACAAAGUGUUCUGCUGAGUGUUUUCUUGCUAAAAAAUUUCCAAAGCAUUACGCGGCUUGUUUAGACCAUUGCAAGAUAAAGCUACAGUACUGCAAAGUCUAUCCUGCAGAUCUCUCCUAUUCUAUCUUCAAGUGCACCGUCACUUGUGUUGACUCCACAUCCACCAAGCUUGCAGUGGCCGCCGAUAAAGUGAAUGAUGAAGAUCAGGUGGAAGCUUGCUACAAUAGCUGCAAGAAGAAUGUUUAAUAUUUAGAAUGUCCCAUACAUAUCGCCUUGUAAUAAAACAAAAAGAAACAAUUAAUGAGAUGCAAUAUAUGCAUCCAAUUAUUAUAUAAAUCCGAACUAAUGCUUGAUCAA